CCCUUCUGCUUCCUCUCCUCGCUAUCGCCGCUCCCAAUAGACUUCCCAGCGUUCCGCAUCACCUCGUCACCACCGCCUUCACCAAAACCUGCAUACAGAUAGACCCUCUAUAGACCCUCACCACCAUGGACGACCCAUCCCGCACCAUCUCCCCUUUCAGUCAACCUCAACCCACCGCACAAGUCCCCGCUGGAUACCCAGCGCAGCCUCAGGACGCCCUGGGCCUUGCGGCCGCGGCCGCCGCAGCAGCCGUCAACAGCCAGACCUCCCAAAUGCAGAUCGCAUCUCAGACUCAACCCACGACAUCAUCACUAUCAUCAUCAACAACGGCCACGGCACUCGAACCGCAACAACAUCACCUCCAACAUCCCUCAGAGCUCUCCCAGUAUUCCUCCGCAACGGCGACCGCAGCCCCUCCGGCCGAUGCCUACCCCCACCAGAUCACCGGCGAGGGGGGUCCCACUGCGACAGCGCCUUUCCUGCGAGACUUCAGCCUCGUUGCGGAGGCGGCCAAACGGGCCCAAAUGUCCGUGAUGGUGCGGGAUUUGGAGGGCGUUUCGCUAUAAAUACCAUGCGGAGAAAUCUCCUGUGGGGAUACGUGACAUCAUGUGGGCUGGGGGAAGUGGGUUGGUUUGUGCCUGGGUUGAUUUAAAAAAAGACCGACCUGUGAAGCCGAUAGAGUGGUUCUCGGUGAUUGAUUGGUUGAUUAGUUCAGUCAGGACUAUCUUAUCAUCAUCAUCAU
This is a messenger RNA of Aspergillus heteromorphus CBS 117.55, 742 nucleotides long. RefSeq lists its product as uncharacterized. The record is from RefSeq and is a predicted model, not a curated record. NCBI's taxonomy places the organism in Eukaryota, Fungi, Ascomycota, Eurotiomycetes, Eurotiales, Aspergillaceae. The transcript has a single exon. The coding region runs from base 126 to 566 and encodes 146 amino acids.